Ciona intestinalis (vase tunicate) is the source of this 3460-nucleotide messenger RNA. The record is from RefSeq and is a predicted model, not a curated record. Lineage: Eukaryota; Metazoa; Chordata; Ascidiacea; Phlebobranchia; Cionidae.
UUUUCGCAGGUGUGAGUUUGAGUUUGUAGCUAAUAUGUGAUACAGCUGAAAAUUAAAUAUGAGAAUCGGAAUAUUUAUGUUGUUCAACAUUCUGUGUGGAUUAUGCAUUGCAGAUAAACCAAUAGUUAAAAGAAUACCCGAAGAAAGUCCGAGAGGUACGAAGGUUGCAGACUUGCGACAGGAAAUCGGAGUCUCGUUCCAUGGAUAUCCGAACGUGAUGUUUAGAGUCAUGGAACAGUCGCUAGAGUUCGGGACCUCGCGUCCCUCUGUAACGGCACAAUCUAACUGGGUAAAGGUGAACGCGAGGUCAGGUUUGAUGACGGUGCAAGACAGAAUAGAUAGGGAGGAACUUUGUGGAGAACUCAUCUCAUGUGAACUCGUAGUGAAGGUGCUUAUGCUACCCAGACCCAACUUUCGUUUCAUCACGGUUCGUGUAAACAUUGAUGACGUCAAUGAUAACAGUCCAAUGUUUACGUCACCAGUCAUCAACCUAAACGUGAGCGAGAGCACAGCACCUGGACACCAACUUAACCUAGAUAGAUUUCAAGCGACUGACGCGGAUUUGGGAAACAACUCGAAAAUCUGGUAUUCGUUGUCGCAAACCGAGAACUACUUCAGGAUUAACUAUUACGAAGUGAACGGAGUCUCCCGUUUAAGGCUUGUCCUUGGGAAUCAACUUGACUUUGAGACGACGCGAGUGCAUCGUAUGGUUCUAACAGCGCAUGAUUCGGGAGCUUUGUCCCGGUCUAGUGACGUUGAGGUCAAGAUACACGUCAUGGACGAAAACGACAACUAUCCCAUAUUUGAACAAAAGAGCUAUGACGCAAACCUCCGCGAAAAUGACCCUCCAGGUCACGUGAUUGUCCAAGUUCAAGCCACCGACAAUGAUAGUGGUCGUCGUGGGAUUGUGAGGUAUUUGAUUGGUGGAGAAAAUGGUGACGUGGACAAAUCAAAAUCGUCAAUCAAGUGGCCAGUGACCAUUAACCCUGACAACGGGUUUGUUACACUCCGGGAAAAACUCGACCAUAAGAGACAUGACGGGUUAAAAAUACUUAUUGAAGCUAUAGAUGGUGACCCUUUACGACCAAAGAAAUCAAAAGUUAUUCUUCGUCUUCAUGUUGAAGAUGUAAACGACAACGCUCCUGUUAUUACGAUCAACUAUAUUGUUAAUAACGUAGACGAUACGGCUUACGUCAUCGAAUCUGCUCCAAUCGGAACGUUCAUAGGUCACGUAAGCGCCACGGAUGCGGAUGAGGGACCUAACAGUGACGUCACAAUGAAAGCUGAGACCAUCAUCCCAGGAACGGAAGAAAUUGGGAACUUGACUGAGCCUGGGAACUUCGCUAUUACAACCGAGAACUUGCUGGCUACUGAUAUUUUAUUGGACAGAGAAGUAAAAAGUACCUAUGACGUCAUCAUCACUGCUUGUGAUAACGGUUCACCCGCGCAAUGCUCCAGACGCACAGUCCGUGUCGUCUUGUUGGACGUAAAUGAGUUUACCCCUUCAUUCCAACAUCCGGACUUUGAUUUGAUCCUCCCGGAAGACACUCCAAUUGGUUCAGUUAUUGCUCACGCUUCUGCUGUGGAUGGAGACUCCGAGAAUUCACCAGCUUGGCGGUUAAACGAGGACAACAAGAUUGAACCGUCAACAAAUGGAAAGGUCACAUAUGGUUUGUCUUUGGCUAAAGUUGGUGAAAAAUCUAGAGGAAAAAUCCCGAUCCGUAUAAACCAUGAAAGUGGCCAAGUCACAUUAGUUCGAUCUUUGGAUUUUGAAACCCGGAAACACUGGAAGUUUGUUAUUACGGCAAGGGACGGUGGUAGUGUACGACGACAAAGUACACGGGUCUUAAACAUCACAGUAAUCGAUGUGAACGACAAUAGACCAAUAUUUACGUUCCCUGAAACAAGCAAUACAACGGUGUUUGCUAGCGUCACCUCGCGGACACCAAUUUUCGCAGAAAUCCAGGCGGUUGACUUUGAUACUGGGACCAGCACCAACAUCCGUUAUUCAUAUCGGAUCACCCAUAAAGAUGGUGGUAAAGUUCGCCACAAGCAAUUUUCAUCUUUAUUCCAUCUUAACGCGGUGACUGGACAAUUCAUCACCAAAUUUAAAAGUCUUGACACUCAGAACUUGCUUGGGAGAUAUACCGUAACUAUAUCGGCGAAAGAUCAGGGUAUUCCCCCUAUGACGUCAACUAUAAAGUUGUACAUUAACGUCAUCAAUGGGGAACCCCCACCGGGGUAUGUACAAAAACCGAGUUCGCAUGGAAUACAGAACGAUGCAACACCUUUCUCAUCCACACCGUUUCUACUCGCAACCAUACUCGGUGGAGUGCUCGUACUUUUCCUCAUCAUUAUUGUAGCUGCUUGUCUUGUUCGGAAGAGGAGCAGAGAAAGAACGAAGAGGAAAAAAGAGAAGGAAGCGUCCUCACCCUCCAUCCAGACAACAGCAACCCCCAAUGAUGACGAAACAACUUCUUUAACUCGACCAGAUCUAAAGUUAAAACUCAAUUCACCUUCCGAUUCACGUCGUGAGACUGAGAGCACAAACCAUUGGUCUCAACACACCGCUUCAACCCGUCUCACAAGCGUUAGCUCAACCCCGGAACAACAAUGUCGAUUAUGUGAUGGCCCUACCACACCAGGCUCUAUGCAAAGAUACAUUGGUUCACAGAGGCCAAGAUAUCCUUCGCUACCUCGAAGGUUUAACCCAGCAGAACACACACUAUACGUUGACAUGCGAGAUCCCCGCACCCAUUCAGAGGAUUACGCGUUGCCUGAGAUGCCGAUGGAGAUGAUGGCAAUGGGUGAUAAGUGCACUGAGUUGUGUAAAACAUAUGGACACUGUGAUACGUGCUGGAUGCCAAGCUCAGGUUAUCCCGUGGAGCAGACGAGCCAAAUUCCAAAUGACGUCACAACACCAUGGCAACCGAAGUUCUCCGCCACGAGGAAGGAUAGCGGAUGUUCUGUCGAAACUAUGUCGUCCGCGCUCUCUUAUUACAAGCUGACGCGGUCUGAGCAACAGCGACGUCGUAAUGAUGACACACUUCCAGACCUUGUAGCGAAGGGGCGUACAGCCAUGGGCAGUGACGCUAAUUCUUUGAUGUCUUCAACAAACUCUUCAGGAGCGUCAUCGACACGCACCGGUGACCUUAAACAUACGUCAUCAAUUCAAAAAUCGCCAACUCAUCGGGCUUUGAAAAAGUCCAACAGCGAUAUAGGGUAUGAAGCGAAAGACGCAACACCACGGCAGGUCGUUAUUCCUAAUAGCCUAUCCACACAAUGCUAAAGUCGCCUCCCAGGUUUUCCAUAUGGUAUACGAGUUGAGAUAUUUAUUUCAACCCAAUCAUACACAACCGAAUCCCAACAUACCAUAGUGCAGUUCCAUAUAUAUAUAUUGAUCAACUAUAACGCUAUUCUCUGUUUGUUAUGUUUAAUUGCAAUAAAGCUAUUAAAUUCA